This is a messenger RNA of Pyricularia oryzae 70-15, 2030 nucleotides long. Its product is annotated as arf GTPase-activating protein. NCBI's taxonomy places the organism in Eukaryota, Fungi, Ascomycota, Sordariomycetes, Magnaporthales, Pyriculariaceae. Gene Ontology annotation, biological process: COPI coating of Golgi vesicle. The transcript is spliced from 5 exons. Bases 95 to 1567 code for a protein of 490 amino acids. Gene Ontology annotation, molecular function: GTPase activator activity. The record is from RefSeq and is a predicted model, not a curated record.
UUCGUCUUGGGACCCGACCGUUGUGAACCUGCACGCACUUAUUACUUUGACAACAUAAGCCAGAUAUCGAACAACACCGACGAAACCCGACAUCAUGGCUGCGCUCGCAAGCAAGCAGCAAUCACAGAAGAUUUUUGAGAAGCUCAAGACCAAACAGGCAAACAAAAUAUGCUUUGACUGCGGACAGAAGAACCCGACGUGGACGUCCGUCCCGUUCGGAAUCUAUCUUUGUCUCGACUGCUCCUCGAACCAUCGCAAUCUCGGAGUGCACAUUUCCUUUGUGCGCUCCACCAACCUCGAUCAAUGGCAAUGGGACCAAUUGCGCGUCAUGAAAGUGGGUGGCAAUGAAUCAGCCACCAAAUUUUUCCAGCAGAACGGAGGAUCUGCCGCCUUGAACAGCAAGGACCCCAAGACCAAGUAUCACUCGGCCGUUGCGACCAAGUACAAGGAGGAGCUGAAGAAGAGAGCGGCGCGGGACGCCAAGGAAUACCCCGAGGAAGUUGUCAUCACUGACGGCACCGAUGCAGGAGACGGCACAAACACUCCAGCUGGGGAGCCGGAUGACGAUUUCUUCUCCUCAUGGGACAAGCCUGCGAUCAAGAAGCCCACGCCCCCGGUCUCACGAACUGCGACUCCCCCAGUAGUCGGAAGGACGCCAUCCCCCUUCCUCACUGCCGGUGGCGCCAACGGCAAGGACAUCGCCCGUACUCCCUCGCCGCUCGCCAAAUCUGCCGACUCCGCCGUCAAGCCUGCCGCCAGCCGUAUCACGCACUCGUCUGCUCUCAAGAAAACGACGGGCGCAGGCCCCAAGAAGGCGAAUGUGCUCGGAGCAAAGAAGACUACCAAGUUGGGGGUGAAAAAGGUCAACGCCGAAGUUAUUGACUUUGAUGAAGCCGAGAAAAAGGCCAAGGAGGAGGCCGAAAGGAUUGAGAAGCUAGGCUACGACCCAGAUGACAUAGAUACCACUGCUGCUAAGAAGGUCGGCGGUGUUAAGGCCGAGUCGAGUGGCGCUGGAAUCCUGGCGCCUACACCCGUCAGCCCAGCACGUGGUGGAUACGGCGCUUCGGGCCACAGCCGGGAGAAGUCCGCAUCUGAGAUGGAGAGGCUCGGCAUGGGCAUGGGCAGGCUAGGAUUCGGUCAAGUUGGUGGUAACAAGCCCGCCGCGGCAGCCCAGCCAAAGAAGGGCGGUGGCUUCGGAUCGGUUGGCCCUAUCAAGGCGACUCCGGAAGCCGACGAGGAGAAGUAUGCGCGAAGCAAAUUCGGUGCGCAGAAGGCCAUAUCCUCGGACGAAUUCUUUGGCAAGGGCUCCUACGACCCCAACGCCCAAGCCGAGGCUAAGACAAGGCUGCAAGGCUUUGAGGGUGCCUCGGCCAUCUCGUCCAACGCCUACUUCGGCCGGCCCGAGGAGGAAGAGGUCGAGGAAUAUGGAGACUUGGAGACCGCUGCUAAGGACUUCAUUCGAAAGUUUGGCCUUACGAGAGGUGACGAUCUCGAGAACCUCACUGCAGUACUUGGAGACGGCGCAACGAAGCUGCAGGGUGCUAUUCGCAGCUAUCUCGGCAGCUAGAUGCCUCGUUUGUUAACGUUACAAAUUCAGUCAAACUGAUUUGAUAUCGGGUUUUAGAUUGUGACAACCCGAACGGUUUCGUCGCAUUUCAAUGGUGCUGGCGGAUGCCAUCGAGCACAGUUUUUACUAAAACAGUGUUUGGCGGUAGGGCGGCUGCGAUUCACUUUAGCAAAGGGGUAGAGCGGUAAGACGACUGGGCAACAUCAAAAUUUCAGACACUUAAUACAGAGCUCUUUUUUCAUUUUAGUACAUAUGAAACGGCUGUUUUCUUUAUUCCCGCGUCAAAUAGGUCGUAGCCUAGCUGUUAGUCGUGAACCAUACGGGGUGGUGCAAGCCGUGGUAGCGCUGGAGAACGAGUCGAACAAGGAAACUGAAACUUGAUUAUGGUGCAUCCAGGUAAUCUUCAAGUAGAAAUGUCUGAAUGUAGCACAUGACCACGACGCCAUCACUAUUAUCUACUUGA